GCCAUUGCUUGCUCCAAAGAGUAAAAGUAAUAUGGUGGAGGGUGUGGAGUGUGGCGGUUGAAUCGGCAGCGGCAGCGGACAUUGUAUUCUCUUUGGCGGACAUUUUGUGUCUUGAUGAAUUUGAUGAUACAGCUGCAGUUCACCAAAUAAAUAUGGGCAUGAGCAGCCAGCGCAUUCACAUUUCACCAUGAGACGAGUCCAAGCACAACGCAAAUUCGCCGCGGGCAUACAUGUUCCGGUUACGCGUCAAACGCAACAAGCCGCUGUGGACAGGAGAACAGCAACACCUCCCGAGUCAAGAGUCUUCCAAAUACAUACUACACCGAGCUCGAUGUUGGAUGUGGUCGCUUUCCAAGGUAUACACACUCACAAGCAACCAGUUGUACUAUUAAAAAGGUUAGAAGAUACAAUGCAGCCAAGUUGCAGCAAGAGCAGCGAAAAUGGCGAAUCUGAACCGCCCAAUCGGUACCCAAUACGUUCGAAGAGCAGAAAAUCUGUACGGAGGGAUCGUAGCAGUGAUACAGGUUGUAGUAAAAAGAGAAAAAUAUCCAAGAAGAAGUCAUCAAAUAGUAAUGCAUUCAUGGAAAUAGAACAGUCCGUACCCAUAACACCUGUUUCUGGAGCUUCUGCCGAUCAUAUGAUAGAUGAGGAGGUAGAAAAUGUUAAUGGAUAUGGAAGCAUGACGCCUCUUCCUAAUACUACUGGCUGUAGAGCAGAUAAGGAAGAUUCUGGAAUUGUGAACCAAGUUCCUUUUGGUGCUUUAACAGAAAUGGAAAUGCCUGUGUCCAUAAAGACGUCCAAUGAUCCCUCAGAUUUAAUUAAUAUAAAGCAAGAAUCCCCAUUUCGUGUGUCUGGUACUUCGAAUUAUGUUUCAAAUUUACAAUUUGAAAAUUCUGAUGAAGCCAUCGCGAAUUUAAAUGUUAAAACUAAAAAUGAGAGGACAGAUGAAUAUGAAGAAUUUUCAGACAAUUCAGUUAUUAUUGAUGAUAGUGAUGGACAGGACGCAGUUACGAGUAGCUCCAUAACUUAUACACCGGCACCGAACAACAAUUGUGCACAAAAUAUAGACGAUGCAACUCCAUCUAUUCAAAAUCAAGCAAGUACACGUAGCAACACGAAAAAAACAAGAAACGAGUCAUGCCCCUCGAGGCACAUUACUUCUUUAAAGGAAAUUGUUUGCUGUAGUAAUACUGUUCUAAAUAAAAAAUGUAACGCGUGUAAAUUCUGUUCAAAAAUAAAACUCGUAUCGACACUUGUGAAAUCACUGGAGUCGUCGAGUUUCAACUUAUUACUAUCGGAUCAUAUUAAUGUUGAAAAUCUUCCCACUGAUCUCACUGAUACUACCAAUCCUUCAAUAUCAGUUUCAUCAACUGGAGAUUUAAAUAAUUCAAAUAAUACGUGGAAUUGUAAACUUGAAGUACCGUUCCCGGAGACCAUGGAUGAUGAUUGUGAUGUAACUGAGACCGUGCAAAAUGGCCAAUUGUCCGGCACACAACAGCAAGAGACACGCAAUCCCAACGCGAGUCCGUCCACUGAUGAGACGUCGGAAAAUCGGCGGUCUGUUUUCAUUCCAUCCUCAGCAGUUCCUGGACCAUCUACUAGUACACCUACCCAGACACCUCCUAAUUCCGAAAUUUCCAGCGACGAUGAAGUAUUGUCUAAAAUGAGGAAUAUUGAACGACCAAAAAUGCAAAAUGCUCCCGUUUUCGAACCGACCGCAGAGGAAUUUAAGGAUCCUAUGGUAUACUUCGAGUCAAUACUGCCAAAGGUGGCAGAGUUUGGGUUGUGCAAAGUGAUUCCACCGAGAACGUUCGUCCCACCUUGUAACUUGGAUAACGAAAUUCGAUUUGGGGUAACAAAUCAGUAUAUAGGGCGUAUGUUCAAACGCUGGGGUUCGGCCUCUAAAGAACUUUCCAAUAUUCGGGCCAAUUUGCUUGCGCACAAAAUCUACCCCAGACCACCAUUGCUUGAUGGCCUUGAGGUAAACUUACCAAAACUAUUUCGAGUUGUGCAAGGCUUGGGUGGAUUGAAGAACGUAUUCACUAAGAAGAAAUGGAAUAAGGUUGCUGAGGAGAUGAGAUACAAAAAUCUGAUAAAUCCGAAAAAGCGUCUUGACCAAAUAUAUGUAAAAUUCCUGUUGCCAUACGACACGUUGACCAAUCAGGAGCGUAAUAAGCUGACUAAUCACGUUAAUCGUUUAUGGAAAAAGCGUUCCGAUAAUAUGUUAGACCGAGCUACGAACCCAUUGCAUAGACAGAAACGCAUGUUGGCGGAGUCUGAUUCGUCCUCCGACGAAGAGUAUGGGCCAGAUGAUGUGAAAAUAUUGGAGUCAUUGAGUGAAACCGAAGACUGUAUUAUCGCGGGAAAGAAAAUGAAUUUGAAGUUUUUUAAAAAGAUCGCCAAUAGCGCUGUGGACAUAAACGUGCCCUCGGGCGUUUGCAACGAGGAGAAUGUCGAGAAGAUAUAUUGGAAGCAUGUCGAGACUGGCGAGGACCAUGUGUGCGUGUACGCCGCCUCCAUAGACACGGACGAGGCUGACUUGGGUUUCCCGAACGAUUGUGAACAACCGUACUCGCAACACCCGUGGAAUCUGAAGAGACUGAGUGAAAAUCCUCGCAACGUUCUAAGUUACCUAGGCCCAGUUGUGGGUAUGACGGUGCCAACCCUGCACCUAUCUAUGGUGUUCUCUACUAGUUGCUGGCAUCGCGACCCACACGGCCUACCCUGGAUUGAGUACAUGCAUGAGGGUGCGGAGAAAAUAUGGUAUGGCAUACCAGACGACCAAAGCAAUAACUUCCGCAGCGCAGUGGAGAUUCUUGGCCCUGCGUUCUGCCAAAACAAAUCCAUUUGGCUCCCCUCUGACAUUACAAUGAUACCCCCGGAAAUGUUACAGAAGUAUAACGUAUCAAUGUGCCGUGCGGUACAAAAACCCCGCGAGUUCAUCAUAGUGUGCCCCAAGGCUUACUCUUGUUCGAUUGCCACAAAUUUUGCAGUAUCAGAAAGUGUGUACUUCGCUACAGACAGCUGGAUUAAAAACUACGUUAAUAUAUUUAAGGAGUUAACGAAUAGUUGUGAACCAGCCAUGUUCUCUAUUGAAAAGUUAUUAUUAUCUUUUACACACGAUCAACGUACUCCUAUGGAUAUUUUAAGGCAAAUCUACCCGACAUUGAAUGAAAUAAUAAAAAAGGAGCUUAAGAACCGUCGUUCGAUUAAAAAACUUGGAUAUAAGGGUAAAGAUAUUCCAAAGAAACGAGUUGACACCGGUGCCUGGAAUGUUCGCGAUCAAGAUGAGUGCGAACUUUGCAGGGUUACCUUAUACCUGUCUAAGGUCAAGGGCAUGUUCCACAAAAAAACAGCGCUAUGUUUGGAACACGGAUUGACAAUAUUAAAAAAGAAAAUAAAACCAAAAUUCCCGUUAGAGGUAGAACACAUCGUGUCAUCGGAUGUGUUGACACAAAUUUUAGAAGAACUUCAAUUGCGGCUAACUGAGGGAACAAUGUAAACAAUAUUUAUAAGGGCUUUAUAAUUUUAUCGCUAUACCGGGUGUAAUCGUUAAGUAUGCACAGGCGAUUAUUCCGUAACUAUAACAGAUAUCAAAAAACUUUAAAC
Colias croceus (clouded yellow) is the source of this 3609-nucleotide messenger RNA. RefSeq names its product protein Jumonji (gene Jarid2). Gene Ontology annotation, biological process: chromatin remodeling. The record is from RefSeq and is a predicted model, not a curated record. The transcript has 22 exons. The coding region runs from base 188 to 3502 and encodes 1104 amino acids. Gene Ontology annotation, molecular function: histone demethylase activity; DNA binding. Gene Ontology annotation, cellular component: nucleus. NCBI's taxonomy places the organism in Eukaryota, Metazoa, Arthropoda, Insecta, Lepidoptera, Pieridae.